Molecule: messenger RNA, 2447 nt
Organism: Astyanax mexicanus (Mexican tetra)
Lineage: Eukaryota; Metazoa; Chordata; Actinopteri; Characiformes; Acestrorhamphidae
Product: zinc finger protein 436-like
Exons: 2
Coding region: 247-933 (228 amino acids)
Biological process (GO): regulation of transcription by RNA polymerase II
Molecular function (GO): RNA polymerase II cis-regulatory region sequence-specific DNA binding; DNA-binding transcription factor activity, RNA polymerase II-specific
Source: RefSeq, a predicted model, not a curated record
GGUGAAUAUGUAAGGGUGGUUAGAGUUUCCCCCGGUCUCCAGUAAAGUGGAGCAGCAGAAGAUCCAGCUCUGAUCAGCAGCUCCACACCUCUGUACUCAGACUGCUCUGCUGGAGGAACACCAUCAGCUCACCUGCUGCAGAAUUGAAUCAUAUGCUGUUCCAAGUCUUAUCCUGAUCCCAGUGUCAACAUUCCUAAACUGACUAAUUUUACCAACGAUUUUAAGCUGCUGAACGAAGGGGAGAACAUGGCAUCCAGAGAAAUCUCCAAUACUCAACAAACACCCUCUUCUACACCUCCCACACAAAUGCAGGAAAGUACAGGCAAGAAGAAAACUCACGACUGCUCAGACUGUGGGAAGUGUUUUAAUCAACUGAGUCAUCUCCAGCGACACCAGCGCAUUCACACUGGAGAGAAACCGUAUCAGUGUUCAGAGUGUGGGAUAAGUUUUAAAAAUGAGAGUCAUCUCAAAGAACACCAUCGCAUUCACACUGGAGAGAAACCGUAUCACUGUUCAGACUGUGGAAAGAGUUUUACUCAACAGAAUAUCCUUACAAGACACCGGCGCAUUCACACAGAACACAAACCAUAUCACUGUCCAGAGUGUGGAAAGAAUUUUAAUCAACAAUGUCAUCUCCAAAAACACCUGCGCAUUCACACUGGAGAGAAACCAUAUUACUGCUCAGACUGUGAGAUAGGUUUUAAAACUCUUAGUCAUCUCAAAGAACACCAGCGCACUCACACUGGAGAGAAACCGUAUCACUGCUCAGACUGUGGGAAGAGUUUUAUUCAACAGAGUAUCCUUACCAAACACCAGCGCAUUCACACUGGAGAGAAACCAUAUUACUGCUUAGAGUGUGCAGUGAGCUUUAGGUAUUUACAAACGUUCAAGAAACAUAAGUGCGUAAAGAGCAGUCUUGAAAAUGGGCAGUGACACACCUUAAACCUUUCAAGAUCCCAAACCUGGUUUUAAACAGUUUCUGAAGCAUAUUCAUAAACAAAAUAUAGUUUUAAUAAGUGUAAUGUUCAGCUUUCAGCCUAAACACUUCAGCCACAUGAGGCCUAGCAUUGACCUGCAUCAGAAGGAACCCAGGGCCCACUGCACUAGCAUAUGGUCUCAUAAUGGGUCUGAGAUUCUCAUCUCGGUACCUAAUGGCAGUCAGGGAACCUCUGGCAAACACAUGAAGGUCUGUACGGCCCUCCAAAGAAAUGCCACCCCACACCAAUACUGACCCACUGCCAAACCGGUCAUGCUGGAGGAUGUUGCAGCAGCAUAAUGUUCUACAUGGCGUCUCCAGACUUUUUCAUGUCUCACAUGCUCAGUGUAAACCUGCUUUUAUCUGUGAAGACCACAGGGCGCCAACGGCGAAUCUGCCAAUCCCAAUCCCUGUGAAGGUCGGGCCCUCAUACCACCCUUAUGGAGUUUGAGCAGAAAUAUGGAUAUUAGUGGCCUGCUGGAGGUCAUUUUACAGGGCUCUUGCACUGCUCCUGCUGUGCCUCUUUGCACAAAGGAGGAGGUAGCGGUCCUACUGCUGGGUUGUUCCUGGUCAACACCUGCAGAACCACCCCUUUAUAGGGGUUGUCUUGCUAAUUUCCUCUUAUUUCUACCUGUUGUCUGAGGGCGUAAGAGCGGGUUUGACAUUGGGAGGGACUCUAGUGUCUUAGAACAACAUUUGUGGAAUUACUUUUAAUCACAAAUGAACCAUUUUUCUGUUAUGCUGUUUAUUAUUAGUUACAUCCAAGUAAAGGUCACUUUACAACCUAAACAUGUUACUUCACAUUACAUUUAGUGUUAAAAAAACUGUGUAAUGUCUGAAUUAUAUACAUAUAUGACAAAAACUGAUGAAUAUUUAAAAUAACAGAUGUUAUUAUUAUUAUUUAUAUUAUUAUGUAUUGGCACAUCAAUUCUGUUGUAUAUUUGUAUAUUUACAUUUACUCCACUCUUAAAAAAAAAAAAAAAAACUCAGUAGUGUUGGGUCCUGUGUUUUUCAUUUUUUUGACUGAAAGUACUUCUUAUGAUGGUGAUCUUUUACAUAAAAGAAUGCAACCUUAUCUUUCAUAGAGAUUUUUGGCAGAAGUUAAUAAAACAUUGUGGUAGAUGACCCAAACCCUCCUAGUUUGUUAGUAUCAUGAGCUUUUACUAAAGGACCAGAUAUAUAUUCCAUCAGUAAAUCCAUUCCUCAAAAACGUAUGCAAAACAGUACAUCAACAAUGGAUUUUAUUUAACAGUGUAAUAAUGUAAACAGUUAACUUGUAUACCUUUUAUGACACUGAAACAAAUCAUUGAAAGAAAUAUUAAUAAAUAUUAGUCCUAAGGGGCCUACACUAUUAACCCUACUGUUAUGUUACGGGUCAAACUGAUCUGUCUUGAAGUUUGAAUAUGUUGAAGAUGCAAUAUUAUGUAAAACUACUGUUUUAUAUGUUGAUCUUUCAAAAUUAGUAGGGAAA